AUGCAACCUCCAACGUACUCAAAAGAAUGGUUAUCUGCUUUGAAUCCUGAAUUGUUCUAUGGCCUUCGUAAACUGCAAACCCUAAGUUUACGUUCCAAUUCUCUGAGGACUAUUCCAGUCCGUCUGUUUUCAGACUGUCGUAGUUUGGAUUUUUUGGAUUUGAGCACAAAUCGCUUGCGAAGUUUGGCACGCAAUGGAUUUGCAGGAUUAACCAAACUAAGGGAGCUUCACCUAGAGCACAACCAGCUGACAAAGAUUAACUUUGCUCACUUCCUACGGCUAAGCAAUCUGCACAUGCUCUUCUUACAGGGGAAUAAAAUUAGCAACCUGAGCUGCGGGAUGGAAUGGACCUGGGGCACUUUAGAAAAGCUAGAUUUGUCUGGAAAUGAGAUCAAAGCCAUUGAUAUGACAGUUUUUGAAAUAAUGCCUAAUCUUAAAAUUCUCCUAAUGGAUAAUAACAAGCUAACCACUCUGGAGUCCAAGGUUUUAUAUUCACUUAAAUCCCUAAGCAUGGUGGGUCUCUCCGGCAACCCCUGGGAAUGCAGCCCCAAAAUAUGUGCAUUAGCCACAUGGCUCGGUGGCUUCCAAGGUCGGUGGGAACACUCCAUCCUUUGUCAUACCCCAAACCAUACCCAGGGAGAGGAUAUUCUAGAUGCAGUUUAUGGUUUUCAGCUUUGCUGGAAUUUAUCAACUGUUGUAACACCCAUUGCUACAACUUACAGAGCUCCAACAACCGAAUACACAAAACGAAUAAGCUCCUCAAAUUUCCAUGUGGGAGAUAAAGACAUUUCAACCACCACAGGCAUGCCCUUUACCACAGAACAGCAGAUGCCUGAACCAAACAAUGCCAUCUUCACCCAGCAGGUAAUUACAGGAACAAUGGCUUUAUUAUUUUCUUUCUUUUUUAUCAUUUUUGUAGUGUUCAUCUCCAGGAAGUGCUGUCCUCCCACAUUAAGAAAAAUUAGGCAGUGUUCAAUGAUUCAAAGCCACAGGCAACUACGAUCUCAAACACGGCUACAUAUGUCAAAUAUGUCAGACCAAGGACCAUAUAAUGAGUAUGAACCUACCCAUGAAGGACCCUUCAUCAUCAUUAAUGGCUAUGGACAAUGCAAAUGUCAGCAGCUACCCUAUAAAGAAUGUGAAGUGUAA
This is a messenger RNA of Candoia aspera, 1149 nucleotides long. It is a transcript of the gene LRRTM2, whose product is annotated as leucine rich repeat transmembrane neuronal 2. The record is from RefSeq and is a predicted model, not a curated record. Lineage: Eukaryota; Metazoa; Chordata; Lepidosauria; Squamata; Candoiidae. The transcript has 2 exons. Bases 1 to 1149 code for a protein of 382 amino acids. Gene Ontology annotation, cellular component: extracellular matrix. Gene Ontology annotation, molecular function: protein binding.